GCAGCUCCUCUUCAGCCAGAUGCUGGACCCUGAGUCCCAGAGGAAGAGGACGGUGCAGAAUGUGCUAGACCUUCGGCAGAACCUGGAGGAGACCAUGUCCAGCCUGAGGGGCUCUCAGGUGUCCCACAGCUCCCUGGAGAUGACCUGCUACGACAGUGAUGAAGCAAACCCCCGGAGUGUCUCCAGCCUGUCCAACCGCUCCUCGCCGCUGUCUUGGCGCUACGGGCAGUCGAGCCCACGCCUGCAGGCAGGGGAUGCGCCGUCAGUCGGGGGGACCUGCCGCUCCGAGGGCACCCCCAGCUGGUACAUGCACGGCGAGCGGGCGCACUACUCGCACACCAUGCCCAUGCGCAGCCCCAGCAAGCUGAGCCACAUCUCCCGCCUGGAGCUGGUCGAGGCACUGGACACCGACGACGUGGAGCUGAAGUCAGGCUACAUGAGCGACAGUGAUCUCAUGGGGAAGACGCUGACAGAGGAUGACGACAUCACCACAGGCUGGGAUGAGAGCAGCUCCAUCAGCAGCGGCCUCAGCGAUGCCUCUGACAACCUCAGCUCGGAGGAGUUCAAUGCCAGCUCCUCGCUCAACUCCCUGCCCUCCACCCCCACCGCCUCACGCAGGAACUCUGCCAUAGCGCUGCGCACAGACUCGGAGAAGCGCUCGCUGGCAGAGAGCGGGCUGAGCUGGUACGGUGAGGGUGAGGACAAGGCGCCCAAGAAGCUGGACUACGACAGCAGCAGCCUCAAGAUGGAGCACGGCUCCUCCAAGUGGCGGCGGGAGCCUUCGGAGGGCGGCGAGGAGGGGUCCAAGGGCAGCGAGCUGAAGAAGCCCGUCAGCCUGGGCACACCGGGCUCCCUCAAGAAGGGCAAGACCCCUCCGGUGGCUGUGACCUCCCCGAUCACCCACACGGCCCAGAGCACCCUCAAAGUGGCGGGCAAGCCCGAGACCAAAGCCACUGACAAGAGCAAGCUGUCUGUGAAGAGCACAGGCUUGCAGCGCUCCUCCUCUGAUGCCGGCCGUGACCGCAUCACCGAUGCCAAGAAGCCACCCUCAGGCCUCACACGCCCCUCAGCAUCCAGCUCCUUUGGCUAUAAGAAACCGGCUCCCACCACUGGCACAGCCACCGUUAUGCAAGCUGGGGGCUCAGCCACACUUGGCAAGAUUCAGAAGAGCUCCGGCAUCCCCGUCAAGCCAGUCAGCGGGAGGAAAACAAGCCUGGACGUCUCCAAUGCAGCCGAGCCUGGCUUCCUGGCCCCAGGGGCUCGUUCCAACAUCCAGUACCGCAGCCUGCCCCGGCCAGCCAAGUCCAGCUCCAUGAGUGUGACUGGUGGCCGCGGUGCAAACCGGCCGGUCAGCAGCAGCAUCGAUCCCAGCCUGCUGAGCACCAAGCAGGGCAGCAUCUCGGUGUCACGGCUCAAGGAGCCGUCCAAGAUUGGCGCUGGCCGUGGCACGCCGGCCCCUGUGAACCAGACGGACCGUGAGAAGGAGAAGGCCAAGGCCAAGGCAGUGGCGCUUGACUCUGAGUGUGGGGCGCUGAAGAGCGUCAGCUCACCUGAGAGCACCCCAAAAGCCCAGGCCAACCUCCCAUCGGCAGCCAAGGUGGCUGAGCUGCCCCCCACGCCUCUCAGGGCGGCUGCCAAGACUUACGUGAAGCCUCCCUCGCUGGCCAACUUGGACAAGGUCAACUCCAACAGCCUGGACUUGCCCUCCUCCAGUGAGCUGCACCCCCCACACACUGCCAAGCUCCAGGACCUGCACCCAGCCGGUGGGCACCUCGCGCCCUGCUUCAGCCCCAGUCCUGCCCCCAUCCUCAACAUCAACUCGGCCAGCUUCUCCCAGGGCCUGGAGCUCAUGGGUGGCUUCAGCGUCCCCAAGGAGGGCAGGAUGUACCCCAAGCUCUCAGGCCUGCACCGCAGCAUGGAGUCCCUGCAGAUGCCCAUGAGCCUGCCCAGUGCCUUUUCAGGGGGCAGCACCACCACCCCCACCCCUGCUGCUGCGCCCCCCGCCAGCACAGAAGAGGAGGAAGAGGCAGGGGAGCUGGGCUGGAGCGGGAGCCCCCGGCUAGCACAUCUGGACAGUGCCAACCGUGACAGGAACACACUGCCUAAGAAAGGGUUGAGGUACCAGCUCCACUCCCAGGAGGACGCCAAGGAGCGGCGCCAUUCGCAUGCCGUCAGCAGCGGGCUCCCUGAGUCAGAUGAUCAGCAGGAGCUGCCCUCACCCCCUGCCCUCCCCAUGGCGCUGGUCGGGAAGGGUCCGCUCACCAGCAUCGUGAGCCCCACUGCCGCUGCAGCCCCACGGAUCACCCGCUCCAACAGCAUCCCCACCCAUGACUCUACCUUCGAGCUGUACAGCACGUCCCAGAUGGGCAGCACCCUUUCCCUGGCCGACAAGCCCAAGGGCAUGAUCCGCUCGGGCUCAUUCCGGGACCCUGUGGAUGACGUUCAUGGAUCAGUGCUGUCCCUGGCCUCAAGCGCAUCCUCCACCUACUCCUCCCAAAUCCGCAAGCUGCGCCGUGAGCUGGAGUCCUCGCAGGAGAAGGUGGCCACCCUGACGUCCCAGCUAUCUGCUAACGCCAACCUGGUGGCAGCUUUUGAGCAGAGCCUGGUGAGCAUGACGUCCCGCCUGCGGCACUUGGCCGAGACUGCUGAGGAGAAGGACACGGAGCUGCUGGACCUGCGAGAGACCAUCGACUUCCUGAAGAAGAAGAAUUCGGAGGCUCAAGCUGUGAUCCAGGGCGCCCUGAAUGGCACUGACGUCACCCCCAAAGAGCUGCGCAUCAAGCGGCAGAACUCUUCUGACAGCAUCUCCAGCCUCAACAGCAUCACCAGCCAUUCCAGCAUCGGCAGCAGCAAGGAUGCCGACGCCAAGAAGAAGAAGAAGAAGAGCUGGCUACGCAGCUCCUUCAACAAGGCCUUCAGCAUCAAGAAGGGACCCAAAUCAGCCUCCUCCUACUCAGACAUUGAGGAGAUCGCCACGCCGGACUCGUCGGCCCCCUCCUCCCCCAAGCUGCAGCAUGGCUCCACAGAGACUGCCUCGCCCUCCAUCAAAUCCUCCACAUCCUCCUCUGUGGGCAUUGACACGGCUGAGUACGUGGGGCCAGGGCGGGCGGCAUGGCAUGGGGAGGGCUGGUCGUGGGGGCUGCAGGCUCCUGCCCUGGACACGUGCAAGACUCGGUCUCUCCCUUGGCCUAGGCUCUUCCCGGCCCACGGCGAGGGUGAGCCGGAGAAGAAGGAGGUGUCGGAGCUGCGGUCAGAGCUGUGGGAGAAGGAGAUGAAGCUUACGGACAUCCGCCUGGAGGCUCUCAACUCGGCCCACCAGCUGGAGCAGCUGCGGGAGACCAUGCACAACAUGCAGCUGGAGGUGGAUCUCCUGAAGGCUGAGAACGACCGUCUCAAAGUGGCUCCAGGACCCUCGGCAGUGCCAGGCUCUGUUCCCGGCCACGUCACGAGCACAUCAGCCUCCUCUUCACCGCGGCGCUCCCUGGGUCUCACCCUUGGCCAUGCCUUCAGCCCCAGCCUGGGGGAUGCAGACGUGUCACCCAUGGACGCCGUCAGUGCGGGCACCCAGAAGGACGAGCUGACAUUGCGGAUUGUGGUGCGCAUGCCACCCCAGCACAUCAUCAAGGGGGACCUCAAGCAGCAGGAGUUCUUCCUGGGCUGGACCAAAGUGAGCGGGAAGGUGGACUGGAAGAUGCUGGAUGAGGCUGUCUGCCAGGUCUUCAAGGAUUACAUCACCAAGAUGGAUCCUGCUUCCACACUGGGGCUCAGCACCGAGUCCGUCUACGGCUACAGCAUAAGCCACAUCAAGCGGGUCCUGGACACGGAGCCACCAGAGCUGCCGCUGUGCCGCCGGGGCCUGACCAGCAUCGUUGUGACGCUCAAAGGUUUGAAGGAGAAGUGCGUGGACAGCCUAGUGUUCGAGACGCUCAUCCCCAAGCCCAUGAUGCAGCAUUACAUCAGCCUCCUGCUGAAGCACCGGCGGCUCAUCCUCUCGGGACCCAGCGGCACCGGCAAGACCUACCUGACCAACCGCCUGGCUGAGUACCUGGUGGAGCGCUCGGGCCGGGACGUCACCGAGGGCAUCGUUAGCACCUUCAACAUGCACCAGCAGUCCUGCAAGGACCUGCAGCUGUACCUCUCCAACCUGGCCAACCAGAUCGACCGGGAGACAGGCACGGCGGACGUGCCACUAGUGAUCCUCCUGGACGACCUCAGUGAGGCGGGCUCCAUCAGCGAGCUCGUCAAUGGCGCGCUCACCUGCAAGUACCACAAAUGCCCCUACAUCAUUGGGACCACCAACCAGCCCGUGAAGAUGACCCCAAACCAUGGUCUCCAUCUCAGCUUCAGGAUGCUAACUUUCUCGAACAACGUGGAGCCGGCCAACGGCUUUCUGGUGCGCUACUUGCGGCGGAAGCUGCUGGAGUCGGACACGGAUGUCAAUGCCAACAAGGAGGAGCUGCUGCGUGUGCUGGACUGGGUGCCCAAGCUCUGGUACCACUUGCACACCUUCCUGGAGAAACACAGCACCUCUGACUUCCUCAUCGGUCCCUGCUUCUUCCUAUCCUGCCCCAUUGGAAUUGAGGAUUUCCGGACCUGGUUCAUCGACCUGUGGAACAACUCCAUCAUCCCUUACCUGCAGGAGGGGGCAAAAGAUGGGCUCAAGGUCCACGGGCAGAAGGCAGCCUGGGAGGACCCUGUGGAGUGGGUGCGGGACACCCUGCCCUGGCCAUCAGCGCAGCAGGACCAGUCCAAGCUGUACCACCUGCCCCCACCCACCAUCGGGCCCCACAGCACCGUUUCCCCUCCCGAGGAGCGCACUGUCAAAGACACAACGCCCAGCUCCCUGGACUCGGACCCUCUGAUGGCCAUGCUGCUGAAGCUCCAGGAAGCCGCCAACUACAUCGAGUCUCCAGACCGCGAGACCAUGGUGGAUCCUGACCUGCAGUCGACUCUGUGAGGCCUGGACAUGCCGGCCCAGGCAAAGGGGAGCCGCUAUCAGCCACCGCUCCUGCCGGGCUGCUCUCCUUUUCCUUUGGUAUCCUGGAGCGCAGGGCUGCUGAGCGAGCGGAGAGGACCGGGGCUCCAGCGUGUCCCGGCGGAGUGUGGGGAAGCUCGGCUCAUCCGUGGGAGAGCGCGAGGUGCUGUCUCCCCUCCUGACUCUGGGGGUAGGAGAAUCCUGGUUUCUCUUCUUGUUUUUUUUUUUUCCUGUCUCUAUUGCAAACUCUUGGGCUUUGGGGCCAGGGCGACCGAUGUGGCUGAGCCCUCGCUCCCGGGAGCUGCAGGAAGGCCCCUGCGUGGGGCAGGGACCCCGCGGGAGCCACCUGGGCUGAAGCUGGGGGGUGCAGGAGGAGUGUGUGGCCGCUGGAUGAGAGCAUGGGC
Gavia stellata (red-throated loon) is the source of this 5379-nucleotide messenger RNA. It is a transcript of the gene NAV1, whose product is annotated as neuron navigator 1. The transcript is spliced from 27 exons. Gene Ontology annotation, molecular function: ATP hydrolysis activity. Gene Ontology annotation, cellular component: axon initial segment; microtubule cytoskeleton. The coding region runs from base 20 to 4957 and encodes 1645 amino acids. The record is from RefSeq and is a predicted model, not a curated record. NCBI's taxonomy places the organism in Eukaryota, Metazoa, Chordata, Aves, Gaviiformes, Gaviidae. Gene Ontology annotation, biological process: nervous system development; neuron migration; microtubule bundle formation.